CGUGUGUGUGUGCAGGUUCUCUUUAUAAGCGCAGCUCCAGAGCACAGCUUCCACAGAGCAGAGUGCUCCCAUAGUUAUCAGGUCUGCAGAAGCUCCAGCACCGUGCCUGGUUCAAGGUUGGGCUUUUAUCUCACAGCAAGCAAACAUUUCGUCUCUGCACACGUUUCAGCUGCGGAUGCGCGCAAGAAGUGCGGAUGGUUAUGUGUGUAAACUGCCGCACCGUCGCUCGACUUUGCCCCAUGUGCACAGAGAGCUGAGCGUAACAGGACCGAAGCGGCUGCCCAACCCGUUCAGGUUUGAAAAGGAGUCAGGACACCUACUGGACCAGUCAAGCACAGCACUAAUGCCUUCCAACAAGUAUUCUGGUGCUAUCUUAGAGGAGAGCAGCAACGUGACUGCCACUGCCACAGCAGCAGUGAAUGGAGCCACGCCACUUGUUGCAGAAAGCCCAAUGGAGAACGACAGCGGCGUUGAGUUGAUCAAUGACAACAGCCCCAUGACUGCAGCUGAACCGCCCUCUCCCUUCAGCCCCAAACUGAACGGAGGUGCUGCCUCACCCCCAGAUGGUAACCAAUGUAUGAGAGGAAGCAGGAAGAGGGGCAGGAAGAAGACUGAGGAGGAGGAACGGGAUUGGGACUCCUACAGCGAUAAAAAGCCUUCAGGAAAGUCUCCGUUGGGUUUGAGACAGAGGCCAAGACCAAGAACCAUCUACCAGGCUGGCCUUACGGCACACCCUAACACGAAACCUCGCAGGCAGAACCGCAAACAGGAGCAAAGCAUAACAAUGUGUGCCGCUGAUCCUCGCAGAGCCCCUGUUGUGUCCAGAGAGACUCCACAGGCUCCUUGUUUGGAAUUAAUGGAACAAGACUCCAAAGACUCAGCUCAGAGCACCAGCACCACAUCCAGCUCCGAAGUCCAACCGGAAUACAACGACCACAAAGGUUUUGGAAUCGGCCAGUUGGUCUGGGGGAAAAUCAAGGGCUUCUCCUGGUGGCCUGGCAUAGUGGUGACAUGGCGGGCCACAGGGAAACGGCAGGCCAGCCAUGGCAUGAGGUGGCUGCAGUGGUUCGGAGAUGGCAAGUUUUCUGAGGUUUCAGCAGAUAAACUGGACUCUCUCACAGCGUUCCCUAAAUUCUUCAGUCAGGCUUCCUACACCAAGCUGGCCUCCUACAGAAAGGCCAUCUUUCAGGCAGUAGAGAUGGCCAGUGUCAGGGCGGAGAAGACGUUUCCACCCUGUGAGACGGACAAUCCUGAGGACCAGAUCAAACCCAUGCUGGAAUGGGCCAACGGUGGAUUCCAGCCCAAAGGGGAAGAAGGACUCAAACCCCCAUCCAAUGCCAACGGUAACCCUCUGGACCAUCAGAUCCUCAAUGUUUCCCUGCCAGAAUAUUUCCCAAGCGCAAAGCGACCCAAAGUCAGCCCCUCCAAGACCAAGGCUGCGCCCGAAGAGCCCUGUAGCAGAGAACAAAUGGUGAAUGAAGUACAAAAAAAGAAAAGAAGUAUAGAAGAGUUCUGUCUCUCGUGUGGAAAGAUGAGAGCAGCAACCUUCCACCCGCUGUUUGAAGGAGGCCUGUGCCAAACUUGUAAGGACGUGUUCCUGGAGAUUUCCUACAUGUACGACGAUGAUGGUUACCAGUCCUACUGCACAGUCUGCUGCGGAGGCCGAGAGGUUCUGCUCUGCGGCAACGCCAACUGCUGCAGGUGUUUCUGUGUGGACUGCCUGGACAUCCUGGUGGACCCAGGAGCCUCUAACAGCGCCCGGUACCAAGACCCUUGGUGCUGCUACAUGUGCCAGCCGCUGCUGCAAUACGGCGUCCUGAAACGGCGGCACGACUGGAGCCUGAAGCUGCAGGAGUUCUUCGCUAACGACAACGGGCAGGAGUUUGAAAAAACAAAGAUUUACCCAGCAGUCCCUGCAGAGCAGCGAAGACCAAUCAGAGUCCUCUCUCUGUUUGACGGCAUUGCUACUGGCUACCUGGUUCUGAGGGAUCUGGGUUUUAAGGUGGACCAGUACGUGGCGUCCGAGGUGUGUGAGGACUCCAUUUCUGUGGGUGUGGUCCGACAUGCAGGAAAGAUCCAGUACGUCCAUGAUGUCAGGAACAUCACUAAAAAAAAUAUUCAGGAGUGGGGUCCAUUUGACUUGGUGAUUGGAGGAAGUCCCUGCAAUGACCUCUCCAUUGUGAAUCCUGCUAGAAAAGGCCUGUAUGAAGGCACAGGGAGGCUGUUCUUUGAGUUUUACCGUCUGUUGAGCGAAGCCAAGCCUAAAACCGGAGAAGACCGUCCAUUCUUCUGGAUGUUUGAGAAUGUGGUGGCCAUGGGCGUCAAUGACAAGAGGGACAUCUCCAGGUUCCUGGAGUGUAACCCUGUAAUGAUUGAUGCUAUCGAGGUCUCUGCUGCCCAUCGCGCCAGAUAUUUCUGGGGGAACCUGCCAGGCAUGAAAAGGCCUCUUUGUGCCUCGGGGAUGGACAAGCUGGAGCUGCAGGAUUGUCUGGACCACGGACGAGUUGCAAAGUUUGGAAAGGUGCGAACGAUCACUACUCGCUCCAACUCUAUCAAACAGGGAAAAGAUCAGCACUUCCCAGUCUUGAUGAAUGGGAAAGAGGACGUCCUGUGGUGCACAGAGCUGGAGAGGAUUUUUGGAUUCCCUGUGCACUACACGGACGUGUCCAACAUGGGCCGCGGUGCCAGGCAGAGACUCCUGGGUCGGUCAUGGAGCGUCCCUGUCAUCAGGCACCUGUUUGCACCACUCAAAGAUUACUUUGCCUGUGAAUAGACCAGAUGGAGGGAUUCCACUCUGGAAUACGCAGCAGGACUUUUAUUUGACUUAUUGCCCUUUAAAAAAAAAAAAAAAUUGACCAGAAGCGGUUUCACUCUAU
This is a messenger RNA of Cyprinodon tularosa, 2876 nucleotides long. It is a transcript of the gene dnmt3bb.1, whose product is annotated as DNA (cytosine-5-)-methyltransferase 3 beta, duplicate b.1. Gene Ontology annotation, biological process: negative regulation of transcription by RNA polymerase II. Bases 176 to 2773 code for a protein of 865 amino acids. Gene Ontology annotation, cellular component: nucleus. The record is from RefSeq and is a predicted model, not a curated record. Gene Ontology annotation, molecular function: DNA (cytosine-5-)-methyltransferase activity, acting on CpG substrates; DNA binding. Lineage: Eukaryota; Metazoa; Chordata; Actinopteri; Cyprinodontiformes; Cyprinodontidae. The transcript is spliced from 23 exons.